AAACAACUGAGUCUAUAUUUUUGUUCAUAUUUGUGUGGCUAACGUUGGAUUUUCUUGGUAAUAUUAUCAAACAUGGUUUUCUUCGAACCGUGAAAGGAGGGAAAUGCGGAUUGCGGCUACACCACCACCCUGCUUCAGCUUCACUUCUCUUUAUCACACUCUCUCUUGUUUCUUCUUCUCUAUCCAAAAACAAAACUUGUCUCUUGGGUCGGUGCCAAACUAGCACCAAACCGUCAACGUUUCUUGUGGGGAGUUGCUUGCUUCAUAGAGAGAUAGAUAGAGAGAGUGCUCUCUCAAAACUUUCAUAUUUUAUUUUAUUUGCUGGGAUUUCAGACACUAUCCUAAGUUGAAUAUCAUUUUUUUCUUCUUCUUUCUUUGUUCUGUUUCUGUUCUUUCUCUCUUUCUCUCUCCAGUCUAUGCUGUGUAGACUGUAGUCUAGCUUCUUCCUUUUUUUUCUUUUUCCAUUUCUGUUUUCGGAAAGGUUUGUCCUUAGAUCCCAGAAACCUUCCAACCUAUGAAAAAACCAAGAUCUAUGGCCCAUAACAAAACCUUAUUAGGUUUCUUAAACUUUUAAGCAAAAGAUGAUGAAAGGUUUGAUGUUUCACCAACAACAACAGCAACAACAACCAGUAGUGGAGGAGAACAUGUCAAAUUUGACUUGUGCAUCCGGUGAAGCUAGUGUUUCAUCAGGCAACAACAGAACCGAAAUUGGUACAAGUUACCCUCAACAAUAUAACUUGGCUCCACCUGAACCAACUCAGACUCAACCAGUAAAGAGAAAGAGAAACCUUCCUGGCAACCCAGACCCUGAUGCUGAGGUCAUAUCCAUGUCCCCAAAGAGUCUUAUGGCAACUAAUAGGUUUUUGUGUGAGAUCUGUAACAAAGGGUUUCAAAGAGAUCAGAAUCUUCAACUUCAUAGAAGAGGGCAUAACUUGCCAUGGAAGCUGAAGCAGAGAACAAGUAAAGAGGUGAGGAAGAAGGUGUAUGUGUGUCCAGAAACAACUUGUGUGCACCAUGACCCAUCAAGGGCCCUGGGGGAUCUAACUGGGAUCAAGAAGCACUUCUGCAGAAAGCACGGUGAGAAGAAGUGGAAAUGUGAUAAGUGCUCAAAGAGGUAUGCGGUUCAAUCAGAUUGGAAAGCUCACUCCAAGACCUGUGGCACAAGGGAGUACAGAUGUGACUGUGGAACCCUCUUCUCAAGGAGAGACAGUUUCAUAACCCACAGAGCUUUCUGUGAUGCAUUAGCAGAGGAAAGUGCAAGAGCCAUCACAAGCACAACCAACCCUUCAUCCUCUCAUCACAUAAAUCUCCAAACCCAAACCCAAACCCAAUUCAAUCCCCAAGACCUUCACACUUUCUCAUUGAAAAAAGAGCAACACCAGCAUCAGCAUCAUCAGCAGCAGCAAAAUUUCAAUCUUAGGCCAGAAAUACCCCCAUGGCUUGGCCCACCUACAAGUGCUGAUCUCUCCUCAACCUCAUCAAUCUUCUCACAAAGAUUGGACCAAGAAUUUUCACAAACCCAUCACCGAGAAAACCCUAACCCUAGCCUUGGUCCCACUCUUCCAGCUGCUACUUACCAAACAACUCAUUCCCCACACAUGUCAGCUACAGCAUUGUUGCAGAAAGCCGCUCAGAUGGGUGCAACCAUGAGCAGCAGAACUGGUUCCUCACCAACCAUGCUCAGGCCCCACCAACAGACUCACGUGUCAGCUGAUUCUUGUUUGAACUUGUCCUCACGUGACCAACAAGACCAGAUGACACCAUGUUCUACAACUACUACUGCUACCGCUACAGGUUUUGGCCAUUGCUUAACACCUUAUGGGAAUAAAGCUGUUGCUGUCUCUUCUUCUGCUUCUGGUGUUCAUCCUUCCCUUCUUCAUGAUGUUCUCAACUCUUUCUCUUCUUCUCCUUCUGCCUUUGAAGGAACAACUUUUGAUGACACAUUUGGUGGCAUUCUUAAUUCCAAGAAUGAUGAGAACUUGCAUGAUCACACCCUUUCAAAAACAACCACCGCCACCUAUCUUGCUGAUGACGGUGGCAGUGGCGGUGGCGGUGGUGGAAACGAAGGCUUGACCAGAGAUUUCUUGGGUCUUAGGCCCCUCUCUCAUAGUGAUAUUCUCAGCAUUGCUGGCAUUGGAAACUGCAUGAAUGAUCAACAAAACCAAUCUCAAAAGCCAUGGCAAGGUUAGCUCCAUAUAUACAUAUAUAUAUGGAUUUUCUUUUUCUUUUUCUUUUUCUUUUAGUAAUCUAUAUAAUUUUUAAUUUUCCCACCUUUUUUUAGUUUAAUUUUUGUUUAUGAUCUUGUCAAUCUUCCCAAAGGGAAGGGACCUUUCGGAAUA
Molecule: messenger RNA, 2339 nt
Organism: Gastrolobium bilobum
Lineage: Eukaryota; Viridiplantae; Streptophyta; Magnoliopsida; Fabales; Fabaceae
Product: protein indeterminate-domain 7-like
Exons: 3
Coding region: 582-2189 (535 amino acids)
Cellular component (GO): nucleus
Molecular function (GO): DNA-binding transcription factor activity
Source: RefSeq, a predicted model, not a curated record